Acaulospora morrowiae is the source of this 3426-nucleotide messenger RNA. NCBI's taxonomy places the organism in Eukaryota, Fungi, Glomeromycota, Glomeromycetes, Diversisporales, Acaulosporaceae. The record is from the annotation of a GenBank genome assembly.
AUGGCUCCAUUUUAUCAACGUCCCGAAAAUGCUCUGAAAAGAGCCGAAGAAUUAAUUACAGUUGGUCAAAAUGCUGCCGCCCUGACAUCUCUCCAUGAGGUAAUUUCAAAACGCCGUGGCACACCGCUUACAGCAUUAGAGCCAAUUAUGCUUCGAUUUGUGGAAUUGUGUGUCAAUCUGAGGAAAGGUAAGACGGCAAAAGAAGGCUUGCACCAAUACAAAAAUAUUUCACAAAACACUAGCGUUGCAACUAUUGAGCUCGUUAUAGAGAAAUUUAUUGAACUCUCCGAGGAAAAGGUAGCAGCUGCCCAAGCAAAGGCAGAUCAAAUUACUUUGGAUGCAAUUGAUGAUCUCGAGGCAUCCGAAACUCCAGAGUCAAUAAUGUUGAGCACCGUAAGCGGUGAACAGAGUAAAGAUAGAACUGAUAGAGCCGUAGUAACACCUUGGCUCAAGUUUUUGUGGGAAGCUUAUAGAACGGUUUUGGAUAUUUUAAGGAAUAAUGCUCGUUUGGAAAUUUUGUAUCAACAAACUGCCCAUCAAGCAUUUCAGUUCUGUCUCAAGUAUACUCGAAAAACAGAAUUUAGACGCCUUUGCGAUCUUCUUCGUAAUCAUCUUCAAAACAUAACAAAAUAUGCCCAUCAGCAAUAUUCUAUAAAUCUGAAUGAGCCAGAAACUCUUCAGAGACAUUUGGAUACUCGAUUCUAUCAACUCAACGCCGCGGUUGAACUAGAGCUAUGGCAAGAAGCAUUCAGAUCAGUUGAAGAUAUUCAUAAUUUGUUAUCGAUGUCUAAGAGACCUCCAAAACCUGUAAUGAUGGCAAAUUAUUAUGAUAAAUUGACAAAGAUUUUUUUGGUCAGCGAAAAUUACUUGUUCCAUGCUUGUGCCUGGAAUCGUUAUUAUACAUUGGUAAAGGCCCAAAAUAAAUCCUUAACCGAUGAGGAAAACACGAGGAUGGCUUCAUUUGUGUUAUUAUCUGCUCUCGCCAUUCCCGUUAUUGCUGGUUCCAAGACUCGCAUGCUUGAAAUUGAUGAUAAUAAAAACAAACAACAUCGACUUUCCUCGUUACUGGGUAUAGGCCACUCACCUACUAGGUCUGGUUUGUUAAAGGAAGCGCUCAACAAAAAUAUUUUGCGUAGAGUUCGUCCAGAAUUGAGGGACCUCUACAAUAUUUUAGAAGUUCAGUUUCAUCCGUUGUCGAUUUGCAAGAAGAUAGAACCCAUUAUGAAUCAUCUCGCCCAAGAUCCUGAAAUGGCUAAAUAUGUGAAGCCUCUGCACCAAGUUAUUCUAACACGUCUAUUCCAGCAAUUAUCGCAAGUUUAUGAUAGUGUUAAACUUGAUUUUGUCAUCAAUCUUGCUUCAUUUGCACCUCCAUAUAAUUAUGAUGCGGCAACUAUUGAAAAAUUUAUUAUGAAUGGGUGUAAGAAGGGUGAACUUUCAAUUCGCAUUGAUCAUUCUACAAGUAGUUUGACAUUUGAGACAGAUCUGUUUGCAGCAUCUAAAAAUGCGGAUGCUGACGGUGCGAAACUGCAAGCAUCGCCUGCAGAACGGAUGCGGGAUCAACUCUCACGGCUCGCAAAAUGUUUUUAUACUACCGUUCACAUGAUAGACCCUACUAUCAUUGAGUCCAAGAAAAAUGCAAAGAAACAGGCUCUUUCGCGUGCCUUAGCUGGUAUGGAAGAAGAACAUAAUAACGCUCUAGCUCGUAAAGCAAUUAUUGAGAGAAGGAGAGAACUGGUAGAAACUUUGUUGAUGCGCAGGGAAAAAGAAAAAAUGCGGCAAAAUGCUAUCCGUAAAAUGCAAAAGGAUGAAGAAUUAAAACAGAAACAACUAGAAGCAGCCAGAAUACGUGAAAAAGAAAAAAGAAAACGUGAACUCGAAGCUAUUCAAAAAGAUGAAGCACGCAAAUUUGCAGAGUCUCUUAAAGCAAAAAAUUUUAAAGUUCAAUUGGAGGAUUUGGAAAACUUGGAUACUGACAGACUUGUUCAACUUCAAGUUGAACAGCUUGAGAAGGAAAAGCGUGAACUCAACGAACGUCUUAGAGCUAUCUCUAAACGUAUGGAUCAUCUUGAACGUGCCUAUCGCAAGGAAGAAAUUCCGCUUCUUGAAAAAGAUUAUGAACGUCAAAGGAAGGCCGACAAAGCUUACCAUGAAGCGGCACGUAAAUUACAGCUGGAGACUGCGGCCGCUAAGCAUGCAGAGGAUCUUAAAUUGAAAGAAAGACUAAAAAGGAUUCUACCUGAUUAUCUCAAAUAUCGAUCGGAGAUUGAAAACAAACGUUCUGAAGAAUUCGAAGACCGUCGAAGAGCUGCACAAGCUAAAAUUGAAGAAGAAAAAGAGAAAAGGCGGCAACUUUACAGAGCAAAAAAGGAAGAAGAAAGAAAGAGAAAAGAAGCAGAGGAAGAUGCUCGACUAAGAGCCGAAGAUGAAGAAAAGAGGCGAAAAGAAGCAGAAGAGGAAGCUCAACGAAGAGCUGAGGAAGAAGAAAGGCUGACCCGACGCGCUGAAGAAGAAAGUCGUGCAGCUGAGAAAUUGGAAUAUGAAGCGAGGAAACGUAAACUUGACGAGCAAGCUGCCCGACAGCGUGAGGCAGAAAGGUCUGCUGAAGAAAGACGGUUGGCACGCGAACGUGAAACUGAGCAAAAAAGAGCACAAGAACGAGAAGAACAGGAACGACUUCGUCGCCGUCGUGAAUCAGAAAAGUCUUCAAGUACUAUGUCUACUAGUACUGGAUAUGUUCCUCCACAUCUUCGUCGUUCACAAGAAGAAGGUGGUCUUCGGCGUCAAUCAACGGAUACCUCAAAUAAAGAGGAAUUAUCUUGGCGUAGAGGUGGGCGAGGGACCGGACUUGGUCGUGCAAAUGCAUCGGAAGAUACUCAACGUCGCCCUGCACAGACCCGUCGUGAUACUGAUGAUUUGUGGCGUCGACCUUCCGCCAGCCGUAGUAACACUACCGAGGAAACUGAUAAACGUCGUCCUGAAACAAUACGUCGUACAACGAAUGAAGAAGGGGAGCGACGUCGUGGUUCUAACACCCUAGUACGAGAAGAAUCACUUAAAGGAGACCGUGAACCAGAAUGGAGACGCAGUGGGAAAUCAUCAAAAGAUAAUGAAGAUCAUGAGCAACCUUCCUCAGUGUCGUCCAGAGGCCCUACACGUAUAGUAAAAUCAGAUAAUGUAUGGAAACCUCGUGUAAGGCAGAAUCUUGAUUCUUCCAUUGCAGAAGGAACUAACUCUGGACGGGAAAGUUUGAUUGCGACAUUACAAGGUCAAACACAAGAAAUGGAGGAGGAUUCAUUUGUUGCAGAACCGGAACAAGAAGUAGAGUCAAGUGAGCAAUUGGUGACAUCUGAUUCAAAUAAACAACCUCCAACCGAAGUAAGUGAUGAUGGGUUCACUGUGGUCAAGAGCAGGCGUCGAAAAAAUUAA